CGCAGCGCACCGUCUGUCUGCGCCGCCGCGGGGGCCAGACCGGUAAAUUCCACCCGCCGCCUUCGCCGCCCCGCAUAAACCCUACCGCUACUACCACUACGGCUAAACCGAGUGCCCACUGCCCACACAGGCACACAGCCCACUGUCAAUUUCAGACCAGCUUCGAGCCUCCAUGUCCGUCGCUUCCCCGCACCACCUCCGGCCGGCGGCGCCGCUGCCAGCGGCGGCCUGCCGCGCUGGCGUCGCGGCGUCGCUCCGUCCCUGGUGGCCGCGGCCGCGCGCCCGCCGCGGCGCCGCCGUGGCCUCGUCCGGCGCCGGCGGCGAGGCGGCCACCUCGGCGGUGACGGUGGUGAGCGCGGCGGCGGCGCCCGCGAGCGCCGCGAGGGACACGGUGCGGCGCCACACGAUCUCUGUCUUCGUGGGUGACGAGAGUGGCAUGAUCAACCGGAUCGCCGGGGUGUUCGCCAGGAGAGGGUACAACAUCGAGUCGCUUGCGGUGGGGCUCAACAAGGACAAGGCCAUGUUCACCAUUGUCGUCUCCGGGACGGACAGGGUGCUCAACCAAGUUAUCGAGCAGCUCAACAAGCUUGUCAAUGUCUUGAAUGUCGAAGAUCUAUCUAAGGAACCUCAGGUUGAAAGAGAGCUGAUGCUUAUAAAACUUAAUGUUGAACCAUAUCAGCGUCCUGAGGUCAUGGUUUUAGUUGAUAUUUUCAGAGCAAAAGUUGUUGAUAUUUCAGAGAACACACUUACCGUCGAGGUAACUGGAGAUCCUGGCAAAAUUGUUGCUGUGCAAAGGAACCUCAGCAAAUUUGGGAUCAAAGAAAUUUGUAGAACGGGAAAAAUUGCUUUGAGACGUGAAAAAAUUGGAGCAACCGCCCGUUUCUGGGGAUUUUCUGCUGCUUCUUACCCAGAUCUCAUAGAGGCAUUGCCCAAAAAUUCUCUUCUUACUUCUGUAAAUAAGACAGUCAAUGGAAAUUUUGAUCAACCAUCCAAUGAAGGGGGUGAUGUCUAUCCUGUGGAACCUUAUGAGAGCUCAUCCAUGAACCAAGUACUUGAUGCUCACUGGGGCGUCCUUGAUGAUGAAGAUUCAAGUGGACUUCGAUCACAUACUCUAUCCAUCCUUGUCAAUGAUUGCCCUGGUGUUCUCAAUAUUGUUACAGGGGUCUUUGCUCGCAGAGGCUACAAUAUACAGAGUCUUGCUGUAGGCCCAGCUGAAAAGGCAGGCCUUUCGCGUAUUACAACUGUUAUUCCUGGAACUGAUGAAUCUAUUGAGAAGUUAGUUCAGCAGCUUUACAAGCUUGUUGAUGUGCAUGAGGUUCAAGAUAUAACUCACUGGCCUUUUGCCGAAAGAGAACUUAUGCUUAUCAAGGUUUCUGUGAACACUGCUGCUCGGAGAGACAUACUAGAUAUUGCUGAAAUAUUCCGGGCAAAACCUGUUGAUGUUUCUGAUCACACUGUUACAUUACAGCUUACCGGGGAUCUCGACAAGAUGGUUGCAUUACAAAGGCUGUUGGAGCCUUAUGGCAUCUGCGAGGUCGCCAGAACAGGGAGAGUGGCGCUGGUUCGCGAGUCCGGUGUCGACUCGAAGUACCUUCGCGGCUACUCCUUGCCGCUGUAACCUCCUGUGUGAAGAAAAGCACAGUAAUAAAAUGCUUCGUCGGUUGGUUGCUACUUGUUACAGCAGAGUGUAGUCAGGUUCCGUUUCAGCCGUGUUGUUUGUUGUGAGAUGCUGGUUUUGUUGUUUUCGUUCCUUCCUCUCUGUAAUGCGCCAACCCGCUGGUUUGGUCCAAAUAAAGAUCAUGAUGCAUUGGUGCGAGUUCACCUA
Oryza brachyantha (malo sina) is the source of this 1825-nucleotide messenger RNA. Its product is annotated as acetolactate synthase small subunit 2, chloroplastic-like. Gene Ontology annotation, biological process: L-valine biosynthetic process. The record is from RefSeq and is a predicted model, not a curated record. The transcript is spliced from 12 exons. Gene Ontology annotation, cellular component: cytosol. Gene Ontology annotation, molecular function: acetolactate synthase regulator activity; acetolactate synthase activity. The coding region runs from base 173 to 1618 and encodes 481 amino acids. NCBI's taxonomy places the organism in Eukaryota, Viridiplantae, Streptophyta, Magnoliopsida, Poales, Poaceae.